Messenger RNA from Solea senegalensis (Senegalese sole), 3124 nucleotides. RefSeq names its product FH1/FH2 domain-containing protein 3-like. Gene Ontology annotation, biological process: actin filament network formation; cortical actin cytoskeleton organization. Gene Ontology annotation, molecular function: actin filament binding. Lineage: Eukaryota; Metazoa; Chordata; Actinopteri; Pleuronectiformes; Soleidae. The coding region runs from base 93 to 2948 and encodes 951 amino acids. The transcript has 19 exons. The record is from RefSeq and is a predicted model, not a curated record. Gene Ontology annotation, cellular component: cytoplasm; cytoskeleton.
AGUCCUCGGCAACUUCACGCACCUGGAGCGGCUUCUUCCUAUCUUCGACUCACUCUCACUGUAAACCGCAGACUGUGUUCGCUCGCACGGCCAUGGCUCCCGUCCUGUGCCGGAUCCAGUACCUGGAGGAUUCUGACCCGUUCAUCUGCACCAACUUCCCCGAACCUCGCAGACCUCCGACGGUGAACCUGGACGAGAACCUGCCGCUGAGUGAACAUAUCUCCGGGAUCCACGCGCUGCUCGAGGCGCCGCUGAAGUUGGACGAGUGCACUCUUCAAGUGUCUCCUCAUGGAAAUUAUCUAGACUUGGACUCGUCUCUGUCUGAGCAGAGAGACGAGCUGGAGACAUUUUACCAGGACAUCAGUAAAGGAAAGAAACCCAUCCUGAUUCUGAGGACUCAGCUCUCCGUCCGUGUUCACUCCAUCCUUGAGAAACUGUACAACUGUCACGGUCCAGAGUUGAGACGCUCGCUGUUCUCACUGAAACAGCUGUUCCAGGACGAUAAAGACCUGGUUCCAGAGUUCGUCGCGUCUGAAGGUUUGACGUGUCUCAUUAAAGUCGGAGCUGAGGCCGAUCACAACUAUCAGAACUACAUACUGAGAGCUCUCAGUCAGAUCAUGCUCUUUGUGGACGGAAUGGACGGUGUCAUUAACCACAGUGAGACACUGCAGUGGCUCUACACACUGACAGGAAGUCAGUCUCGUCUGGUGGUGAAAACGUCUCUGAAGCUUCUCAUCGUGUUCGUGGAAUAUUCAGAGUCCAACAGUCCUCUACUCAUCCACGCAGUCAACACGGUGGACACACGCAGAGGUAUGAAGCCCUGGAGUUUUGUCGUCGAUGUUCUGGACGAGAAACACGUCUCAGACUCAGAGCUGCAGGUGUUUGCUAUGACGCUCAUCAACAAGACUCUGUCCGUCCUUCCAGACCAGGACUCCUUCUACGAUGUGACGGACAGUCUGGAGCAGCUCGGCAUGGAGACGAUUAUCCACCGACACAUGAACGAGACCACAGAGAGUGACCUGAGAGCUCAGUUUACCGUCUAUGAGACAGCUCUGAAGUAUGAGGAUGGUGAUGUCGAUGACUCCUCCUCCCUCCUCCGCAAAGAAAGAAGAAAAAUCGCUGCUAAUGAUCAAGAGAGUCGAAAGAGUCGCCGCUCAUCGAGUCAAAACCUUCCUGACCUCCUGUCGACCUCCACAGUCUCCUCCCCCUCCAACUCAACCAACUCAAUCGUUUCCCCCUCCUCUGACCGUGACACCCUCUCCCCCACCCUCUCCUCUGCUUCCUCCUCCUCCAGCCCCACGGCGACGCUCGGCAGCAGAGCUUCUUCUCCAUUAACCCCUGACCCUGGAAGUCCCGCCUCCAGUCCAUCUGGAUCGCUGAGAGCCUCUCCACUGCCCCCCCACACCCCCACUAACGGAACCAUGACCAUUGAAAUGGACACGAGGACAGCGUCCAGCCCGAGUCGCUCUUUCCUCACUCACCACAUGUCAAGUCUGGGUCUGGGCAGGAAGUCCCGGUUCUUCUCCAAAACCAGCUCUAUCUGUGAAGAGUCUUCAACUACCAGCAGCUUGCCCUCUGAUCUCUCUCUCCAGGUGAAGUCGUCCCAAAUGAAUCCAGACCAAUCAAAGGUGGAGACAAAGACAAGUUUCAACUUUGCAGAGGCUGACAGCCUCUACUGCCCAGGUAGUGUGAAUCAGGACAAACCGGUUCUGAAGAAGUUUGAAGACACCUUCCUGCGCAGCCUUGCAGCGACUCAGUGGGAGAAGAAGAGAAGAAGUAAACACUUCAGCCAGUCCAGACUGUCCUCAUCUGAUGACAUCAUCAGCCCUCAGCCCACAGCAGAGGAGGGAGGGGCCAACAGCACUGUGGAGGCGGCACAGAGCACUGCUGCACUGCAGUGCAGCACACUCUCCAACGACAAGAAGUUCCUGAUGGACAUGCUCUACUCCACAACCGCCACGCCCCUGAGCCCGACAGCCACGCCCCCGAGCUCGAUAGCCACCAUUACCGACACCAGUGAAGCAGAAGGAAGCCUUCAGACUGGCGGCGAUGGUGAACUGCAUGGUUGGGGUCGUGUGUCAGAGCGUCUGUCCAGCUUUAGAGCGCAUUCUCUAGAACCCUCUGCCUCUGAGGGCAGCGCCUCACGCAGGGCAGAACUGGAAGGGCUAGAAGGCUCUGCCCAGGCAGCGCUGGCCCGACUGGCUGAAAACCAACAGCAGCGUUACCUGCGGCAGCAGAGCAGCAUUGACUUGGAGAGCCCCGCCCGUCGCUUAGAAACCACCCAGAUGACCCCACUUUGUCCUGGUGGUGGCGCUGAUGCGUGGGAGCAGCUGCAGCCGAGCGCCGCCGCUCUGCGCAUUAAAGACCUGGACUUUUCUGACCUUCUGGAUGAGGAGGACAUCGACGUCCUGGACAUGGACACGCUGGACUCCACCUCCGCUGCCUCAUGCUUUUCUGGCAUUCCUCCUCCUCCCCCUCUUCCUCCUCCUCCUCCAGGCUUGGGUCCCCCCCCUCCGCCUCCUCCUCCUCCAGGCCUGGUUACACCUCCUCCCCCACCACCUCCUCCACCUCCUCCCCUACCCCCAGGUGCUCCACCCCCUUCUUUUUUGGCAGCAGCAGAGUUCCCUCAGAAGAAGAAGAAGACAGUGAAGUUAUUCUGGAAGGAGCUGAAACAGCCCGAUCGACCCAAGAAGUGUCGCUUUGGCCGCGGGACAGUGUGGGCGUCACUGGACAAGGUGGCGGUGGACACUGUCCGCCUUGAACACCUGUUUGAGUCCAAGGCCAAGGAACUCCCUGUUACCAAGCAUCAUCACAAACGUUGUCUGCACGGUGAUGCCCCCACUUACCUCCUCACACCACACACCUCAGCCAGGACCCGGUCAGGCCAAACAGCACCGUCUGCUCGCACCCAGGACACGGCUCAAGACCAUGGGGAACAGAGCUUUUGAAGCUGCCGCUCCCCAUCUGUGGAAUGCCCUUCCUGACCACCUCAGGGCCCCACAGGCUUUUAAAAAAGAACUCAAAACCUACCUUUUUAGAAAAGCAUAUAGCAAUUUUAUUUUUUUAUCUUGUUUUUUUACUCAGUAUCACUUUCGUUGUUUGAAUGUGAAAUGCAAUACAAAAA